UUGACCGCAUGUAGGUAGCAGCUCGCUGCUGCUGCUGCUCUCAUAGACACUCGGCUCUCCUCCAGCCCAGCCCGCGUCUGCUUUUCCCCCUACACAGCUUUUUUGAUUAGUUUUUCUUUUUUUUUUUGUUUAAUAUUUGCCAUCAUGGGUGUCAAUAAAAUGUACAUUAAAGUCGGCUAUGCUUCGUUUGGUACGAUCGUGGGCUUUUCAGCCUUCCUGGUGUGGAACUUGGUGUACAAUCAGCCGUGGACUGGAGCCAUGGGAGGACUGUCAGGUGUGCUGGCACUCUGGACCCUGAUCACUCACGUCAUGUACCUGCAGGACUACUGGCGGACCUGGCUGAGAGGUCUCAGGUUUUUCUUCCUCAUCGGGAUUGUCUUCUCCCUGCUGGCAAUCGCGGCCUUCUUUGCCUUCCUGUGCAUCGGCGUCCUGUACGAUGACAACUUUGAUGACCCUCAGAGUUUCUUCCUGUCCUGUGUGUGGAGCUUCAUGACCCUGAAGUGGUCCUUCAUGCUCUCGCUUGCUGCUCACCAUUACCGUGUGGAGUUUGAGGACAUUAGCAUCCUCAGUGACUUCUGAGGGAAUGUCCUGCACCUCACAGUAGAUACUCAGACUUUGCUCUCACAAUGUGGAGGUGAUGCAAGACGGAAAAAAUAAUAAUAAUUUUUUAUUGUUCACAGCAUCCAGGCCAGUGUCUCCAUCUCACUACUUAUUUAUUCAUUUUAAAUUCUGAGCAGGGUUUUUCAUUGACUUCUAAACUUUUUAGAUAAAUCCAGCCCUGUUUUCUAUGAGCCUAGACAGGUUUUAUUUUCUUACUUGUUCUUUUCCCAAACAUCUGCACAGUGUCCUCUUGAUAAAAUAUUUCUAGAAUAUGGUAUUUUUUAAACCACAUCUCAGUGAAGGAAAUUCUUACAAAUUAACAGACUCUUCUGUGAAAAUAUUCAGUUUCAUGCUGCAGCCACUAGGGGGUAUCACUCUUCUAGAUAUAACCGUACAGUCAUAGACGUUUCUUUUCACUCCAGCUGUGUAAUAUUUGUAUUUAAGGUUUUUUUUUUUUUUUUUUCACAAGUUGCAUAUAUAGUGAUCAGAUGAGGAAAUCUGAUCCCAAAGCACCAAUCCUAUGAUGAAUAUAAUGCUUUAAAGUCAUGCACUGCUUUAACAGUGUGUCAGGGCCUUACAGAGGGCACCAUCAGUGCUAGGCUUUCUUGUACAAUUCCAGGUACAAGUUCUGGUUCUGUAUAACUGUGAACCGUGAACCUGUGUUUUAAUGUGAAGAGUGGUUUCUGUAAAAGUCUUUUUUUGUCUGUGUGACAAAAAUGGAAAUGGAUAUUCAUUUGGCCGUGGUGACAAUAAUAUGCAUGCCUAAGUAAUCAUGCUGCUUUGUUUUAUAUCGACCUUGUGAAUCCCAUUUAUGGACAUUUAUACUGUAGGGUGUGCCUGUAUACUCCUGUGUAUGAUGUACACUUUGUUUAACCACAUGUAUCAUUUGACUGAAUGCAGGAGUGUGUGUUUUUGCAGAACUGUGUCUAAGAGUGCUGUUAAUAAAG
Molecule: messenger RNA, 1547 nt
Organism: Archocentrus centrarchus (flier cichlid)
Lineage: Eukaryota; Metazoa; Chordata; Actinopteri; Cichliformes; Cichlidae
Product: heme transporter hrg1-B-like
Exons: 3
Coding region: 145-579 (144 amino acids)
Biological process (GO): heme transport
Cellular component (GO): lysosomal membrane; plasma membrane
Molecular function (GO): heme binding; heme transmembrane transporter activity
Source: RefSeq, a predicted model, not a curated record